Pichia kudriavzevii is the source of this 2436-nucleotide messenger RNA. RefSeq lists its product as uncharacterized. Gene Ontology annotation, molecular function: steryl-beta-glucosidase activity. Gene Ontology annotation, biological process: ergosteryl 3-beta-D-glucoside catabolic process. Lineage: Eukaryota; Fungi; Ascomycota; Pichiomycetes; Pichiales; Pichiaceae. The record is from RefSeq and is a predicted model, not a curated record. Bases 1 to 2436 code for a protein of 811 amino acids. The transcript has a single exon.
AUGUUAUCGAAACCAAGCCUUGGCAGAAAAAUUAUUGGUAGAGUAGACGAAAGAGAUUUUAUUAAUACAAUUAUGAGAGAUCCAAUUGUCACGAAACCAUUACUUGUCAACAACAAAGGACAGAUUGUCGAAAGAGAUACGGGAAGGGUGGUUCAUUUAAACGGGAUAAACUUUGCUUCAAAUGCCAAACUACCCCAUACUCCGAUACAGAAAACACACUUUAAUCCCGAGACGUGUGGAUUUUAUGGUGAGGGAGACAGUGUAUCGUUUACCAACAGACCCUUUUCCUUAGAUGAUGCAUAUGAACACAUAUCUCGGAUCAAACAAUGUGGAUAUAACACAAUUCGGUUUGUUAUAACUUGGGAAGCCAUCGAGCAUGAGGGACCUGGAAUUUAUGAUACAGACUAUGUUGACUACGUUAUAAAACUUUUUCAAGUUAUUUACGAAGUUGGCGGGAUCUAUGUUUUCAUUGAUCCACACCAAGAUGUUUGGUCUCGAUAUUCUGGCGGAAGCGGUGCUCCCAUGUGGACCUUGUAUGCAGCUGGGUUGGAACCCAGAAACUUUAAAGAAACUUUGGCGGCUAAACUUCAUCACAUGUGUCCUGACCCUUCCAAAUUCACCAAAAUGGUUUGGGCAACUAAUUACGGUAGACUUGCAUCGCAGGUUAUGUUUACGCUAUUUUAUAGUGGGAAGAUAUUUGCUCCAAAAGCAAUGCUAAAUGGGAAGAAUAUUCAAGAUUUUUUGCAAGAUAAUUUCAUCGAAGCUUUUGGAUAUCUAAUGGAUCGAUUGAAGGAUAGAAUACCUCACAUUUUCGAUUCUUGUCUUCUUGGAGUUGAAACAAUGAACGAGCCAAAUAGUGGCUUUUUCGGAUUUUCGGAUUUGAAUCACUGUUCAGAAAGCCAAAAGUUGAAGUUAGACGAGUUCCCCACCCCCAUACAGGCAAUGAGGCUUGGAAUGGGAUUUCCAGAGUCGGUGGAUACUUACUCUCUUACUAUUUUUGGUCCUCUUAAAAAUGGAUCCAAAUGGAUCGACCCUAAAGGUAUCCGUGCAUGGGUGACCAAAGAAGACAACAGGGAUAAUGUCUAUGGAUUUAAAAGAUCCCCAUAUUGGGAAUUGGGCAAAUGUAUAUUUGGACAACAUGGAGUCUGGGAUAUUCAUACAGGAGAACUGAUAAAACCAGAUUAUUUCAAAGUACAUCCUGAAACUGGUGAAUAUCUAGAUGAGGAUAAAUUUAUAAAUGGCCCAAUACUAACUUGUUGGGGGAAGUUCAGAAAAAGAAUGAGACAGGUUGAUGAGAAUAUGUUUUUAAUUUUGCAACCUCCCGUGUUACAGAUACCUCCAAGAAUUGAAAACGAUUUGAGAUACGUUGAUAACAAAACCAUGAUUGCCUUGCAUUACUACGACGGUAUGUCUCUAAUGUUCCAAAAGUGGAAUAGAAUUAUGAAUGUCGAUACAUUAGGUAUAAUACGAGGAAGAUAUAUCAAUCCAAUUUUUGGGUUGAAUUUGGGUGAAAGCAAUAUAAGAAAAUCAAUACGCAAACAACUAAAGGAAAUGGAAAAUGAGAGCAAAAACAAUGCCGGUUAUGGAAUUCCUGUGAUAUUUACAGAAACAGGCAUGCCUUUCAAUAUGGAGGAAAAGAGAGCUUAUAAGUCGGGCUGUUAUGAUUCUCAAGAAGCUGCCACUGAUGCCAUACUAUCUGGUUUGGAAUCAGAAAGGCUACACUUUACUUUUUGGUGCUAUAAUCCCGAAAACUGCCAUAAAUGGGGAGACUAUUGGAACCUAGAAGACUUUUCUAUAUAUUCAAACAACGAGAAUGAUAAAAAAGUAUUCAUCCGCGGGAACUCAUAUAAGGAAUGGCUUGAUAAAAAUGCUGGAAAAUCGAUCGGUGAGUAUACACCACAAACUGGAUCUUCUGCUGAUAGUGACGAUGCAACAUCGAUUCAAGCAUCAACUGCGUCAGACGACUCAAACACAACUAAGCUUUUGUUACGAGAAUCAACUAAGCAAUACAAUGGAUCAGGUGCACAAGAGCCACUAGAACUAAAUUUAUUUGAUGGAAUUAGAGCGCUGAAUUCCAUUGUCCGGCCAGUAGUAAUGGCAACCAAUGGUACCGUUACUGUAUGUGAAUACAAUUAUCUAACUAAAGAUUUCCACUUGGAAGUGUCUAGUGUGGUCCCAAAAUGCGAUGUUUAUCCCGAUAUCAUCACAUUACCGAGAUGUCAUUAUAACAACAACAAUUACUCCUUAAAUGUGUCUGAUGGCUCAGUUCAGGUAAAAGGUAACCAUUUAUUACAAUGGAUUGAGUGGGACCACUCUGGGGUCUCCUCCGGCAAUGUUACUCUUGAUAUUAGUAUUAAUAAGGAAAUUCCCAGAAACAUGCGAGGAAGUGAUGCUCUUUGUGGCAAUUUAAAAGAAUUGGCCUGUGGAUAUGUAUAA